AUGCCAAACAUCAACGCCUCAAGAAAAAAGGUCUUGGGCACGCUUGGCGCAGCUUUGGCAUUAUACCAUAAAAACUACGGCGAUGCCCACGGCCUAGGAGGAAGAGUUACCGACUUGGUGAACAUGGGCUACUCCUUCAAAUUCAAAUUCACACACUUUGUCGUGCUAGCGGCAUUGGUGUUUGCAAAUUUCGUCAAGUGGGCUAUCUUUGGCAAAUUGACAGCCAACGAGGUGAAGAUCCUCAAGAAUAAGGCGGGCUAUACCGCGUGGGAGUUUUUCUUUGGACUCCUCGUUUUCUACAACACUAGUCCCAGCUUCUUUGAUAUACAGCGGGAGGUGUUGAAGUAUGCAUUGUUGUUCUUCUGUGUGUUGCUCGUGAAGUACUUCCACUACUUGACGGCCGACAGGGUACACACAUUAUAUUAUUCCCCACAAGCCAUCCGUGCUGCCUUCAAUGGAAAGCAUGUUCAUCUACGACUUGCAGUAGGGUUACUCCUCAUCUUGCUCGUGGAGGGUCUUCUUAUAUUCCAAUACUUCCAAGACAUCAUCAUGAAGAACCAUCUGAGCGAGAACGUGCUAGUGACGAUCUUCGGCUUCGAAAUCAUGAACCAGUCGCCUUUGACGGUUGUGACUCUCCUACAAUUCAUCCUUGACCUGAUAGAGUCCAAAAAAGCAUACUCCAACUACACUGCAUUCAAAGAACGCAAGCUACGACUUAUGUUUGUGGCUGAAUUCAUCCUCAACGUGCUUCGCUUCGGCAUGUCUUGCAUCUUCACCUUAAUUUUCAUGUAUUAUUACACCUUUCCCGUCCAUACGAUUCCUUCAUCCUACGACAGCUUGAAGAACUUAUGA
Candidozyma duobushaemuli is the source of this 852-nucleotide messenger RNA. RefSeq lists its product as uncharacterized. NCBI's taxonomy places the organism in Eukaryota, Fungi, Ascomycota, Pichiomycetes, Serinales, Metschnikowiaceae. The transcript is spliced from 2 exons. Bases 1 to 852 code for a protein of 283 amino acids. The record is from RefSeq and is a predicted model, not a curated record.